Molecule: messenger RNA, 647 nt
Organism: Schistocerca gregaria
Lineage: Eukaryota; Metazoa; Arthropoda; Insecta; Orthoptera; Acrididae
Product: thioredoxin-like protein 4A
Exons: 2
Coding region: 1-429 (142 amino acids)
Biological process (GO): mRNA splicing, via spliceosome
Cellular component (GO): U4/U6 x U5 tri-snRNP complex; spliceosomal complex; U5 snRNP
Source: RefSeq, a predicted model, not a curated record
AUGGCCUAUAGUCUUAUUCAUCUAACCUCUGGCUGGGCAGUCGAUCAGGCAAUCCUCAGCGAAGAGGAUCGAGUAGUUAUCAUACGCUUCGGACAGGAUGGGACCCCAGAAUGUAUGCAAAUGGAUGAAACACUAAGCAAGGUUGUCAUCACACUACAAAAUAUGGCUGUAAUAUACGUCGUCGACAUCGAUGAAGUCCCCGAUUUUAAUAAAAUGUAUGAGCUCUACGAUCCAGUGACGUUGAUGUUCUUCUUUAGAAACAAACAUAUCAUGAUCGACUUGGGCACCGGUAACAAUAACAAAAUCAACUGGCCCAUUACAAACAAGCAGGAACUUAUAGAUCUUACUGAAAUCGUCUACACUGGGGCCAGAAAAGGGAAAGGCCUCGUCGUAUCGCUAAAGGACUACUCUACAAAACACAAAUACUAAAUUUUUGCCACAAGCAUGAAUUGAGGAAGUUAGGAUUGCUCUUAUUCAUUUACCUCUCCACAGCAUACCCUCUUCAUAACAUUGGAACCAUCGGCUCUGUCAACUGCCAAGCGAGAGGUUUAGCAAAUUCAGAGCCUUCUGCAUUGAGGCUGACUAUAUCACUCUUUGUAUUACAGCCUACGCUCGCUAUGUAAAGACGUAAUUUUAACGUACCUUCG